Dufourea novaeangliae is the source of this 1342-nucleotide messenger RNA. RefSeq names its product V-type proton ATPase subunit d (gene VhaAC39-1). Gene Ontology annotation, molecular function: proton-transporting ATPase activity, rotational mechanism. NCBI's taxonomy places the organism in Eukaryota, Metazoa, Arthropoda, Insecta, Hymenoptera, Halictidae. Gene Ontology annotation, biological process: vacuolar acidification; vacuolar transport; proton transmembrane transport. The record is from RefSeq and is a predicted model, not a curated record. Gene Ontology annotation, cellular component: lysosomal membrane; proton-transporting V-type ATPase, V0 domain; vacuolar proton-transporting V-type ATPase complex. The transcript is spliced from 6 exons.
GGGCGAGUCCGACUUCGAUUUUGACGGAUCUGUGUUUCGUGUGGUAUUCUUAGUUGUUAAAUUGUAACAAACGAUCCGCCAAAAUGAAGGGUUGUAUGUUCAAUAUCGACGGAGGAUACUUAGAAGGAUUAUGUCGUGGUUUUAAAUGUGGAAUACUUCAGCAGAGUGACUACCUUAAUCUUGUACAGUGUGAAACACUUGAAGAUUUAAAAUUGCAUUUGGCGGGUACAGAUUAUGGCAGUUUCUUGGCUAAUGAACCAUCACCACUGUCCGUUAGUGUAAUUGAUGACAAAUUGAGGGAAAAGCUUGUUGUAGAAUUCCAACACAUGCGAAAUCAUUCUGUCGAACCAUUGUCACAAUUUUUAGAUUUUAUUACCUACAGUUACAUGAUUGAUAAUAUCAUUCUAUUGAUCACUGGUACUUUACAUCAAAGACCAAUUUCUGAGCUGAUCCCUAAAUGUCAUCCCCUUGGAAGUUUUGAACAAAUGGAAGCCAUUCACGUAGCGGCUACACCUGCAAGAAUGUGAAACAUAUUGUAGUCUGUAUUUUGUAACAUCAAAAAUUUGUUUGUAGCCCCUUUUUUCGUGGAUUGUAUUUCUGAGCAAGAUUUGGAUGAAAUGAACAUUGAAAUAAUUAGAAAUACUCUGUAUAAAGCUUACUUGGAAGCAUUCUACAAGUUCUGUAAAAAAAUUGGUGGAACAACUGCAGACACUAUGUGUGAAAUAAUUGCGUUUGAAGCAGAUAGGCGAGCCAUUAUUAUAACUAUCAAUUCAUUUGGAACUGAGCUAGGUAAAGAUGAUAGAGCAAAAUUAUAUCCACGCUGUGGAAAAUUAAAUCCUGAUGGAUUGGCAGCAUUGGCAAGAGCCGAUGAUUAUGAACAGGUUAAAGCUGUGGCAGAGUAUUAUGCUGAGUACAGUGCUCUGUUUGAAGGUGCUGGAAACAAUCCUGGUGAUAAGACGUUAGAAGAUAAGUUUUUUGAACAUGAGGUUCGCCUAAACGUUCAUGCCUUUCUUCAACAAUUUCACUUUGGAGUAUUUUACAGUUACCUUAAGUUGAAGGAACAAGAAUGUCGCAAUAUUGUAUGGAUAGCAGAAUGUGUUGCACAAAAGCACAGAGCUAAAAUAGAUAACUACAUUCCAAUCUUUUAAUGUAUCCUAAUAUUUCAUUGCGCUGAUUAUUUGUCCAACUAUACAACAAUAUCAUGUAGAAAUAUGACUUUUUCUCCUUUUUAUCUCUCAAUCAUAAAAAAAUCAAGAAUUCUACACAGUAUUUCUGAUUGUCAAGAGGGGGAAACUGCCAAAUAUAUGCAGAAUAUAAAUAUUUAAUUCAUAAUUAAAUAAAA